UGUGGUCUUCCAGUCGGAGCUGGUGGGAGAGUUCUGGUACCAACUGGACCUGCUGGCCCAACCUCCUGUCCUCACCACCUUACCACAGAGCAGCUGUGAACUGGGAAGUACGUGGACCAGGCUGUACAUCCCACUGGUCAACCCCACAGACGAGACACUGGAGCUGGGGAUGGUCAACAGCAACCCUCGCAAUUUCACCCUGGAGCUGGACACCAGCAGACCACUCAUCAUAGCACCACACUCGUCCACCCAGAUUCCUGUCCGUUUCAGCCCAUCAACCAUCGGAGCUGGAAACCACACAGCCAAGAUCUCCUUCACCUGCUCUCAGUUGAAACACUGGAGCUUCCAGCUGUGUGGUGAAGGCCUGACCCCUGGGAGGAUGGAGCCUCUGUCUGUAGCCUCCCCUGUGGGAUCUCAUUCCUCCAUCAUCCUCCCCUUCAGGAACCCCACUGAACACCCAGCCCUGCUGCACCUCAGACUCACAGACGAGGAGCCCGGUCAGAAGAGAUCAAGCCAGUCCUUCAUCUGUGACAGGAAAGUGUUCUGCAUCCCCCUCAAACAGACACAAGGUGUGCGUGUGUCUGCGGGGGCCAGUGUGGACAUUCCUGUGGUGUUUGCCCCUGACUCCAUGCAACUGCACCAGGCCUGGCUCCUGGUUCAGCUAGAGCCCCUCUUCAACCUCCCCCGCCUGGACUCACCACUCACCACGGUCCAGAGGGACAAGUGUGUGGAGGUAGAGAAGGACCGGGUGCGUUUGGUCUGCUGGGUCUACCCCAUCCAUGGCAUCCCAGAGGCCCCUCCUGAACCCCCUCAUCCAGCGGUGAUAGAAUGUGAGGCUCGCGGUCGAGUGGAGGAGAGAGUGGAGGUGCUGUUGACGGGAUGUGUUCCUGGCUCCUCCAUCAGCAACACAGACACAACUCUCAUCAGGGCCCCCUCCUCUGUCAGCAACACAGACACAACUCUCAUCAGGGCCCCCUCCUCUGUCAGCAACACAGACACAACUCUCAUCAGGGCCCCCUCCUCCGUCAGCAACACAGACACAACUUUCAUCAGGGUCCCCUCCUCUGUCAGCAACACAGACACAACUCUCAUCAGGGCCCUCUCCUCCGUCAGCAACACAGACACAACUCUCAUCAGGGCCCCCUCCUCCGUCAGCAACACAGACACACCUCUCAUCAGGGCCCCCUCCUCCGUCAGCAACACAGACACAACUCUCAUCAGGGCCCCCUCCUCCAUCAGCAACACAGACACAACUCUCAUCAGGGCCCCCUCCUCCAUCAGCAACACAGACACAACUCUCAUCAGGGCCCCCUCCUCCGUCAGCAACACAGACACACCUCUCAUCAGGGCCCCCUCCUCCACCAGCAACACAGACACAACUCUCAUCAGCGCCCCCUCCUCAGCAGCAGGCUUCAGGCUGGCUCCAGAAGACUUCCUAUGUGAGGUGUGUUAUAACAGUGAUGCUGAGCGGUCCCAGCUGGAGGGCUGUGUAACCCUGUCUCUACUGAACUGUCACAGAGACCCCGACUCUGGCAUCGUCUCUCUCACCAUCAACCUCAUCUUCACGCCUUACAAACCUCUCAGGUGUUCAGCUGUGCUGGCGGUUCAGUGUUUGACAGGUGGGCUCUGGAAGUUUCCCAUCAGCCUCAUCUCCACCGAGCCGCAGGUUGAUGACGUCAUCACCAUUAACGCUGCAGGGCUGCACAAGACCUCUGCUGUGGGCUUCAGACUGACCAGCCAGACCAGGUACCCAGAGCCGUUCACAGCAGGGUUCCUGCCAGGUGGGGGCAGUGAGUUCCAGGUGUGUCCCUCCUCAGGUGAGCUCCUCCCAGUGGGGUCAGCCGGUACCCUCCUCACAGUCUCCUUCACCCCCUCCAUGUACAGCAAGAGACACCACGCUACGCUGCUGGUCCAGACAGCAGACAUGCAGUGGACGUACGAGGUGAAAGGAACCACGCCUGCUUACACCCCACCCCACUCUGCCUCCUCCAAUGGGAACACCUCUUCCAGGGAACUCCCUCCCACUGAUGUCCGCCAGAGGAACUUUGUGUCCCGGAACCUUCAUCUCCCAGCCACGGCUAACUCCUCCCCCAUCAAACACAGAGCCUCCGCCUCGCAGAUCAGAUAGAGAGAUCAUUCUCACACUACACCCCCACCCCAUUCCUGUGUCAUUGAGAUGAUCAUACAGGAGGUUUGAAUAAUUAAAGUGCCUGUACUUCACCUCAUUGUCAUAAUUAGAUUUCUGUUGACCUC
Messenger RNA from Oncorhynchus masou masou (cherry salmon), 2253 nucleotides. RefSeq names its product cilia- and flagella-associated protein 47-like. The transcript is spliced from 11 exons. Gene Ontology annotation, cellular component: cilium. The record is from RefSeq and is a predicted model, not a curated record. NCBI's taxonomy places the organism in Eukaryota, Metazoa, Chordata, Actinopteri, Salmoniformes, Salmonidae. The annotation marks the transcript as partial. Gene Ontology annotation, biological process: cilium assembly; sperm axoneme assembly.